Molecule: messenger RNA, 1005 nt
Organism: Trichoderma atroviride IMI 206040
Lineage: Eukaryota; Fungi; Ascomycota; Sordariomycetes; Hypocreales; Hypocreaceae
Biological process (GO): mismatch repair; DNA replication, removal of RNA primer
Cellular component (GO): ribonuclease H2 complex
Molecular function (GO): RNA binding; RNA-DNA hybrid ribonuclease activity
Source: RefSeq, a predicted model, not a curated record
UCCCCCUCCGGCACCUUCACGCCGCCCUCCGUCUCCGACCACCGCGAUGCCCUCCUCUCCGGCGCCACCUUCUCCCACUUCUCGCCCAUCCCGCCGUCUCUCCUCCCAACCGACCCGUCCGACCCGUCCUCCGCCCCGCCCUGCGUCCUAGGCGUCGACGAAGCCGGCCGCGGCCCCGUGCUCGGCCCCAUGGUCUACGGCAUCUUCUUCCUGCCGGCCGACAUCUCGGAUCCUCUCCUCCGGGACACGCACCACUUCGACGACUCCAAGGUCCUCUCGGCGGCGGUGCGGUCGCAGCUCAUGGAGACGCUGUGCACGCCCGGGUCGGAUCUGCACGAGUCCUGCGGCUGGGCCACGACGGCGCUGUCGGCGAGGGACAUUGGCGCAAACAUGCUGAGGCCGGUGCCGUACAACCUCAACGCCCAGGCCAUGGACGCCACCAUGGACCUCAUCAGAGCUGUGUACGCAAAGGGCGUCAACAUUAAAGAGAUUUACGUCGACACCAUCGGCCCUCCGGCCUCUUACCAGGCCAAACUCCAGCGCGUCUUCCCAACUGCCAAAGUCACCGUCGCCAAAAAGGCCGACAGUCUAUAUGCCUGCGUCAGUGCCGCUUCCGUCUGCGCAAAAGUCUCCCGCGACGCAGCUCUUGAGAAGCUAUUCCACGCCCGUCAAGUCGCCACUGCUGUUGCCAACGGCGAAGAGGUUCCCGUCGAAGAAGGCACCAUGGAAUGGGGCUCGGGAUACCCAUCAGACUCCAAGACUUCAACGUGGCUGAGGAACAACAUGCAUCCUCUCUUUGGCUGGGGGCCCGAGUGCCGCUUUAGCUGGAGCACGGCCAAGGAUUUGCUUGAGGGCAAGGGCAACGGUGUCAAGGUUGAGUGGCCGGCUGACGAAGAUGGCGAAACGAGCAGACUGACGGAUUUCUUUGCAUCGGGGGGCGAGGAGAAGCAGGGGAGUGAGCUGGCGUCAUGGUUUGGAACGCCAGCUAGCCAAGAAGCAUUCUGA